Messenger RNA from Naegleria fowleri, 762 nucleotides. RefSeq lists its product as uncharacterized. The transcript has a single exon. Lineage: Eukaryota; Heterolobosea; Eutetramitea; Acrasida; Naegleriidae. The coding region runs from base 1 to 762 and encodes 253 amino acids. The record is from RefSeq and is a predicted model, not a curated record.
AUGUCCACUCAAACAUCCUCAACCAACAACAAGUGUGUGUUCAUCACUGGAAUUUCAGGAGGACUCGGUAAUUUGGUUGCCCAAAAGCUUUGCGAGAAGGGAGGCUUCUGUGUGAAGGGUCUUGUCAAAGAUGAGAGUGACAAACAAAAACUUUCCCAAUUUGGUUGCACUGACGUAUGUGUUGGAGAUUUGACCAAACUUCAAGAACAAGACUUUGUCAAUUAUUUGAAAGGUUGCGACUAUGUGAUCGAUGCUGCAGGUGCUACAGAUCCAAAGGACAUUAGACGCGUUGAAUUUAUUUCAGGCAAAUAUUUGGCCACAGCAGCCAUGAAGAACAAUGUGAAAAAGUUCAUUUGUAUGAGUGCCUUAGGUUGUGAUAAGGUUGGAGGACAACAGACAAACGUCGAUUGGUCCAAUCAACUCAUUUGUGAUUGUGUCAAGAAUAAUCGAGACUUUGGUAUCAAUCAAUACAAACUCGAUCAAUUCAUUAUGAAUGAAUGCCAAAAUCUUCCCUACUGCAUUAUUCGAUGUGGUGAUUUGAAAGAUGAACCUGGAUGGAAGAAGAUUCUCAUUGGCAAACCAACUCUUGGCGAAAAGUACAAGAAUAUUGAUUGUGUCAUUCCAAGAGAGGAUGUGAGUUGCUUGUUGUGUGAUCUCUUGUUGGAUGAUUCUAUUAAGAAUGUUUGCUUUGAGGUGGUUGGAUCCAAGGAUCAAGGAAUGCCCAUUCAGGAAGCCAUUAAGCAAUUGAAGACUGCCAUUUAA